Topomyia yanbarensis is the source of this 2055-nucleotide messenger RNA. It is a transcript of the gene Rab10, whose product is annotated as ras-related protein Rab-10. Gene Ontology annotation, molecular function: GTP binding; GTPase activity. The transcript has 5 exons. The record is from RefSeq and is a predicted model, not a curated record. Lineage: Eukaryota; Metazoa; Arthropoda; Insecta; Diptera; Culicidae. Gene Ontology annotation, cellular component: Golgi apparatus; insulin-responsive compartment; recycling endosome. The coding region runs from base 391 to 1005 and encodes 204 amino acids. Gene Ontology annotation, biological process: cellular response to insulin stimulus.
CAUGUAUGGCUGUGUGUGUGCGUUCCAGAGCAAACACCCAAAAAAGAAAAGCGAUAGUAAGGGAAAAAAGUUAAAAUCAUAAAUUUUCCAAUCGCGGUGCAUAUUUAGCGAUUUUUUCGCCGAUAAAUUACUCGCUUCGAACGUGUUUGUUUCGGUAAAUACCGGUGCAAUCGAAGAGUACACAAAGGAUACCGCCCGUAAGUUGAAAAGUUCAACGAUUCGCGUGCAAAUUUCCAGCGAAGAAGAAAGAAGCAAAACUUGCCCGUACAAGCGAACAAGGGGCUGUCAGAGCGGAACCAUCAUUCGUCGGAAGGAUCCGAUUUAUAUUUUUAUAUUUUCGAAAGAAGCAAUACUGCUUCGUAGGUUCCAGGAGCCGCGCGACACACGACAAUGGCCAAAAAGACGUACGAUUUGCUGUUCAAGCUGUUGCUGAUUGGCGAUUCGGGCGUAGGAAAAACCUGCAUUCUUUUCAGAUUCUCGGACGAUGCGUUCACGUCCACCUUCAUCUCGACGAUCGGUAUCGAUUUCAAAAUCAAAACCAUCGAGCUGCGCGGCAAGAAGAUCAAACUGCAAAUCUGGGACACUGCCGGUCAGGAACGGUUCCACACUAUUACCACCUCGUACUACCGGGGUGCGAUGGGUAUCAUGCUGGUGUACGACAUCACCAAUGACAAAAGCUUCGACAACAUAGUCAAGUGGUUGCGGAAUAUAGACGAGCACGCCAACGAGGAUGUGGAAAAGAUGAUUCUGGGCAACAAGUGCGAUAUGGUAGAUAAACGUGUCGUCGGAAAGGAACGAGGAGAAAGUAUCGCCUGCGAGCAUGGUAUUCGCUUCAUGGAAACUUCAGCCAAAGCCAACGUCAAUAUUGAAAAGGCGUUCCGCGAGCUAGCCGAAGCCAUACUGGACAAGACGGCCGGCAAGGAAGCGACAGACAAUCCGGACCGGGUGGUGGUGAACCGUGGGACCGGUGAGAAACCACCUGCCUACAAGGCGUGCUGUGCGUAGGUGGUGUGCGAGAGUUAAGAGAGUGGAUGCUCCCCCUGCUGCUUACCGCUGGAUGCAUAGCGCGCGUCAUUUCAUGUGUUUGGGUCGGACGCUCACAUCUUCGAGAACACAUCUUUUUCUGGGAUACCCUAAGCUAAUUUAUGUAACCACAAACUUUCCGUUUUCGUGCAUUUGUAUCAGAUACUGUCAGUUGUGAGGAAUGUAACUGUAAAACUGAUGAAUACUUAAUAUAUCGCAUAAGCAGAUCUACGGUAACGUGACAUGUUCAUACCAAAAUUACAAAACAAUUAUUUCACACACUUACCCGCAAUCCAACGCACACAUUCAAACAAAACCCCGCUUUUCGGUGUUGUCCGCUUUUUGUAACCAGCCAGUCAGCCAGACAAAAAAUAGCGAAUCGUUUUUCUUUAGACCACUGUCAGUAUCAAUAUUCCACCACUACCUACAUAUUACUUGUGAUAACCGCUACAAGUCACGUCGCGCGAUCGCAGGCACACAUACGCGUAAAUUUCAAAAUCAUUUAACUUUGUUAUGCAUAGCAACGCUUGGAAUGGAACACACACUAACAGACCAUCUUAAUCAUCAUCAUCGUUGUGAGGGAUCCCGGGUUCGGGAAACUUUCCCCGACAUAUAUAAGUGUAAGUGUAAGUUACAGAAAGCCAAGCACCUCAGAAGCGAUAAAAUUAUUGAGAAUAAAAAAAGGAAAACAGGAAGUGAAACAAGUCGAUCGAUGAUAGCAGAAGCGCGAGAUUUCCCAAGGGACUAAAACAUUAAACAAAUGCCUACUACAUUUACAAAACGAGAAAAAAACAGAAACUAACGGAAAAAAAUCCCAUCUCUACAAACUGUCACUAACUAGCAAUUCAGUGUAAUGUGUCCAUCUUUCAACUCAAAAUGCAACUAUGUCUUACAAAAACAAAAACAGAAAACGGAAAAGGAAGGAGCAUGGAAGAAAAAUCAAUAAUGUAUAACCCUAGAGAGAAGAGCAAGAAAGAAUGCACACAAUGCCAUCUUCUUGGAUUUGUUAGAUGUUUUAGUCAGAGCAAAACA